CGCGUGGCGGCACUGGGCCUCCUCAACGGCAGAGGCUCCAUUGUAGCUGGUGCCGCGGCCCCUGACACAGUGUUCCAACAAGGGUAGCCGACACUGGAGCAGCCUGAGUUUAUCCCCAGUGACGGCGACAGGUUUUUGCAUUGUAUAGUAACUGUUAUUCCGCUAAGUGUUUUACAGCUUGAAGUCUCAUCAAACUUAUUUUCACUAAUUUCAUUUUCAUACCAACAUUAGAUAAGGCUUUUGCAGAGGUCGUGGGCACCGUUGCCAGAUUGUCGUACUCAGACCAUAGUAUUUACCGGUUUCUGACGCCUAACUAUUGCCAAGAAACAUCAGGAAUUAACUAUUUUAACGAUAAUUAUAAGUGAAUCUCCUUAUUGGGGUUCACGAGACAGUUUUGGGGUCGGAAGUCGGUAAAUAUAAGAGGCUGAGUAAGACAGUCUGGCAACGUUGGUCGUGGGUAUUGUCAUGGGUAGUUUUAAGAGCCUAGUAACACUUUGGCAAGACUGCAGUACCAUGAAAGUGGCUGAGUGGUUAGCGUGCUGGGCCCACAUUCACCACGCCAUGGACAACGUGGGUUCGAAUCCCCACGCUACCACCUGGGGUUUUUCAGUCACCGCCGAGUGGCUUAAAACUACCCACAUGCUGUCCUGAAGACCACCCAUCAACCCGGACUCUAGCGGAAACCGUCCAAGUGAAUCAAGGAGGAGUUCCGGGGGGCAGCAUGAGCCUAUAAAAAAGACUGCCUGCGCCAUGAUGGGCUUGGGCCUACCAUCUGGCCCCUGAAGAAGGCCUACCGGCGCUAUAGGCGGGGAUGUAAAAAAAAAAAAAAAACCGACUAAUUUCCUUUGUAGACUUUGUUAGUAUUUGUUGUGAGAAACGAAAAGGACUGAGAACGAGCCUCAGUUUAGGUGCGCACCCCUGGAUCGCUCUCUGGUGCCGGGAGCAAUCCUGUUACCGUAACUGAUGACCAUAUAGCAGUUUUUAAUUCCAUAAUAUCAUUAACCCGUCCGCUGCGAUUGGCACGGAUGUUGCUUUCACUGGUAGCCUGGUAACAUACACUCCCAGGUCUUUCUCUGCCUCUGUGGUGGAUAGUGGAGUGUUUCCCAUGUGGUAUUGGUGUGCUGGAUAUCCCUUCACUGGUAGCCUGGUAACAUACACUCCCAGGUCUUUCUCUGCCUCUGUGGUGGAUAGUGGAGUGUUUCCCAUGUGGUAUUGGUGUGCUGGAUAUCCCUUCACUGGUAGCCUGGUCACAUACACUCCCAGGUCUUUCUCUGCCUCUGUGGUGGAUAGUGGAGUGUUUCCCAUGUGGUAUUGGUGUGCUGGAUAUCCCUUCACUGGUAGCCUGGUAACAUACACUCCCAGGUCUUUCUCUGCCUCUGUGGUGGAUAGUGGAGUGUUUCCCAUGUGGUAUUGGUGUGCUGGAUAUCCCUUCACUGGUAGCCUGGUAACAUACACUCCUAGGUCUUUCUCUGCCUCUGUGGUGGAUAGUGGAGUGUUUCCCAUGUGGUAUUGGUGUGCUGGAUAUCCCUUCACUGGUAGCCUGGUAACAUACACUCCCAGGUCUUUCUCUGCCUCUGUGGUGGAUAGUGGAGUGUUUCCCAUGUGGUAUUGGUGUGCUGGAUAUCCCUUCACUGGUAGCCUGGUAACACACACUCCCAGGUCUUUCUCUGCCUCUGUGGUGGAUAGUGGAGUGUUUCCCAUGUGGUAUUGGUGUGCUGGAUAUCCCUUCACUGGUAGCCUGGUAACACACACUCCCAGGUCUUUCUCUGCCUCUGUGGUGGAUAGUGGAGUGUUUCCCAUGUGGUAUUGGUGUGCUGGAUAUCCCUUCACUGGUAGCCUGGUAACAUACACUCCCAGGUCUUUCUCUGCCUCUGUGGUGGAUAGUGGAGUGUUUCCCAUGUGGUAUUGGUGUGCUGGAUAUCCCUUCACUGGUAGCCUGGUAACAUACACUCCCAGGUCUUUCUCUGCCUCUGUGAUGGAUAGUGGAGUGUUUCCCAUGUGGUAUUGGUGUGCUGGAUAUCUCCCCCGGCUACCUGCGGAUUAAGUGCCCCCGGGAGACGAAACUCAUCCGUCAAGAACAUUCGAUUUUUCACUCACUUGUAGAGCAGUUAUGAGUCGACCCGAUAACACACUUGCCAGAACAUUACCCGAAUCAUAGUUUUUGCUCAUACUAAGUUUCAACAAAGUCCUUCCUUACGACUUAAGAGUUCCCAUGUCAGCUGUACGGGGUUGAAUCACCUCUCGAGAACCUCUGCAAAAGUACUGAUAUAGUGUUGGUGGUAGCGAGUGUUCUAAGUGCUAAUCGGUUCACGGAUAGAGAAAGUCAUAUCCGCCAGGGUUGCUUUAUUGGACAAAACUUACAGAGCUCAUCACGACAAGGACAACACAUAUGAUAGGUGUUUGUUUGUGUAUGCGUUUGUGUGAAUGUUGUUUGUGUAGGUUAACAUUUAAGUGUUGGUGUAUGUGUGGAACAAUGUGUAACGGUGGACGACAAGAGAACGUGGACGGACAGUCAAAGGUAAACGAAUACAAGGAAAGUUAACGAUGAAGACGCGACAAGACAGACUGGCAGACACAGUGACGAUGGACAUUACAUGAAAACACUGAGAAUCUUAGUCUCUCUUUGCAGCACCCCAUUUUCUUGUCACUGAGGGGAAGGAACACGGAAUUUGAGCGGUGACUGCUACAAUAGUGCGUCGGCAAACAACUACUGCCUUGCUCGCUAAUGGCACCCUUU
This is a messenger RNA of Eriocheir sinensis (Chinese mitten crab), 2737 nucleotides long. RefSeq lists its product as uncharacterized. NCBI's taxonomy places the organism in Eukaryota, Metazoa, Arthropoda, Malacostraca, Decapoda, Varunidae. The record is from RefSeq and is a predicted model, not a curated record. The transcript has 5 exons. Bases 1106 to 2044 code for a protein of 312 amino acids.